Coregonus sp. 'balchen' is the source of this 16183-nucleotide messenger RNA. The record is from the annotation of a GenBank genome assembly. NCBI's taxonomy places the organism in Eukaryota, Metazoa, Chordata, Actinopteri, Salmoniformes, Salmonidae.
GGGGAGGUAAGGACGAUGAGAUCCCCUGUCGGAGGAUGAGGAGCAGCAGUUACGUCAAAGCCAUGGGUGAUGAGGAGAGUGGAGAGUCUGACUCCAGCCCCAAGACCUCCCCCAUGAAGACGGUCCGGCCAGAUGCCCUGGUCAAGUCUGUCAUGCAGAGACCGCUCCUAGACUCCCAGAGGUUAGGCCAUGUAAAAUAUCCAAGCAUGUGUAACUGAGUUAAGGAUGUGCCGUAAGCUCACUCCACAGCUAGCUUGAAAUAUCAUGGAUGGAGCCAUCCAAUCGGUACCCUUUGGGUGCCUCAACCUGUUGGAACGUUGUUAAGGAGGGCGGUGUUGUGUGUUGCGAAGCAGAGGAUCACUGGUUCAAGCCCAGUAUGGGGCAGUCAGACAGUGGAGGAAGCUAAGCUGUUAGCAGCACACUGACCCCCAUUACACAUGCAAUGCCAAAGAUUUGAUCCUAGAUCUGUGGUUAAUAAGGGCAACUUCUAGAACUUGUAGAAAUAGCAAAUUAAUGAAUAAAUGAAUCAGAUUUGAUAUCUAUAGUGAAAAGUUUUGAAUUGUUUAUAAAGCAUUGUUAAGUGUGCACACUGUGGUAUAAAAUGAAUGAAUGCUGGAAAGGAUUAGAUAGGACAUGAUGCAGACACAAUAACAGAAACGAGGUUAGGAUAAUAAUGGCAUGACGUUAGAACAAAUGCAGCAGAUUAACAUGAAAUUAGAUUACAAUACUUGUCCAUUGGAUGAGACGAGCAGAAUUCUAACACAGCGACAAUGGCACAAGCAAAAACAUAUCCUGGAUAGAUGAUUCAAUAAGAGGGGCAAUAAUGCUGUUUGCCUUUUUACAUACUCUGUUGGAAGGCAAUGUUGUUAUUGGAUUAUAAGACUGCAUAUUGUAGUCAUCUACCUUUCUUUACAUUAAAGUCAGUGAGGAAAAUUUUAACCGAAAUUAUGCAAUGAUGUUAUUUCCAUAGAAAUGUCUCACCGUUACAAAUUUGGUUUCAGAAUAGUUUUAGAGCCUUUAAUUAAUUUCACAGAGUGUUUAAAGGGGCACACUAGUUAUUUCCUCUGUGUCUACUUCGACUCCCACAUGAAAAAAUACUAUAUUAUACUAUGGUAUAAAUACUAUAGUAUUCACUGAAAUGUUUUUGCGGACUUUACUGUUGUAUUCACUGUAGUGUUUUUGCGAACUACAGUGAACAGUGAACACUACAGUGAAUAGUGUACUAUUUACUGUAGUAUUUACUGUUAACUAUAAUAUUAAUACUGUAGUAAAAGAAAACUGUAGUAUAUACUAGGGUAAUUAAUAUAGUGUUUUUGUAGAUUGUAGUAUACUGUAGUAUUUACUGUAGUGUUUUUGCGGACUGUACUAUACUGUAGUAUUUACUGUAGUGUUUUUGUAGAUUGUAGUAUACUGUAGUAUUUACUAUAGUGUUUUUGCAGACAUUACUGUAGUAUUUACUAUAGUGUUUUUGUUUGAUUAUCUUUGACAUAGAAGUGGUGGCUUUCUCCUUCAGGAAACCUACUGGAGAAAUACUAAAAGAGCACAUUUUCCAUAACCUGUAGGUAGGUAGGACAGGGGUCUGAACGGAUAAUAAUAUUUUCUAUAACCUGUAUGGACACAAUGGUCUAUACUUGGCAUGUAGAUUUCUCACUUAUGGGUGGCACAAAUUGGGAUAUGGGUGAGAGGAAUGUGCAGGGUAUUUGGAAAUGAAAUAUUGUAUAAUUUACUAUAGUUCAAAAAGUGUAGUGUUUUUGCGGACAUUACUGUAGUAUUUACUACAGUGUUUUUUUGUAGAUCAUACUGCAGUAUUUACUUUGGUAUUCUACAGUAUACUACAACAUUCUAUAGUAAGUACUACACAUGAUCAAGAGAUACUACAGUAUGUAGUAGAAUAAUCUACAGUAUACUACAAUUAAUAUAGAAUUCUAUAGUAAGUACUGUAGUAUUCUAUAGUAAACUGUAGUGUUUUUUCAUGUGGGCUGUUCCUUGUCCUUGUAUGGUUUGUUAAUUGUCCUUGUCAAUGGCUGCUGUGUUUGCCCAGUGUUUCUCCCAUUUCCUUGUUACCUCACUUCCUCACCUUCACCCCUGGGGCACUCUCAUAUAUCAUUCAUAUCCUUGUCAAUUUAGGUCGCAGAGCAGUGGCAGAGUUAUAUUGCAAUAAAAACGUGGUCAUUUUAUGAGUUCCUGUGGUAGUUCAAAGGUGGAUCUCAGUGUAAAAUCCAUCUCCCAUCGACUUUCAGUCUAACUGGUUUUAGAGUUUUGUCUUGAAUUAAAUGUGUUCUUCAUUGUGUCAGUGCAGGUAUGAGAAAGUCACUAUUCUCCGAGCCACCGCUAUAGUUUAUUCUUUAUUGCGUUUUUAAUGUAAGCAUUAUAUCAGACAUAAAUACAUUAAAUUGUACUUGGCGAAUCCAUCUUUCCCUGAUGUAAUUGUUAAUGUAGCGCCACUGUCUGCCAGAGCAAGCACACUUUCACUCUUCCUCAAAGGCCACUUGUCUCUCUUUGUUCAUGGUUGAAUAUGGAAACAGUAAUAACAGGAGGGUUCAGGAGUCCAUUUUAUUAAUGUUCCAUUGUAAAACCCUCCUCCCAGACCAGACACAUUGACUGACAUGUUCUGGACUCUAUCAAUGUACAGGUCUCUAUUAGAUUAACUCUAUUCUUGGCACUCGCAUAACAGGCUACUUUGUUCUAGCACAGUCUUCAUUUUGGAAAGGGGGAAUGUUUUGUUGGUGCUAUUAUGGCAUACCGAAAAUUCUAUAUUUCUUCUUGGUCAUUUGAUUGACACCAUUACAUUUAACAGCAAAAAUGCCAAUAUGGAGAUUGAUGGUACAUGAUGUUAAUUUAGUGUUGUUAAUACAGUGUGAAACCUAUUGCCAUAGGUAAAUGCAACGUGCCUGUUGUAAUUCUUGUCAUGGAGAUCCUAUGUAUCUCUAUCCAUUUCUACGGUGCUCGUGGUAUCCCUGCUGUACUGCUGCAUCAGCUCUAUAUUGGUCUUGAUCCAGUUAUGACAGUCAUCAACACCACAGUGCCCUCAAAGCUCAUCACUAAGCUAAGGACCCUGGGACUAAACACCUCCCUCUGCAACUGGAUCCUGGACUUCCUGACAGGCCGCCCCCAGGUGGUAAGGGUAGGUAACAACACAUCUGCCACGCUGAUCCUCAACACGGGGGCCCCUCAGGGGUGCGUGCUCAGUCCCCUCCUGUACUCCCUGUUCACCCAUGACUGCAUGGCCAGGCACGACUCCAACACCAUCAUUAAGUUUGCCGACGACACAACAGUGGUAGGCCUGAUCACCGACAAUGAUGAGACAGCCUAUAGGGAAGAGGUCAGAGAACUGGCCGUGUGGUGCCAAGAUAACAACCUCUCCCUCAACGUGAUCAAGACCAAGGAGAUGAUUGUGGACUACAGGAAAAAAAGAGGACUGAGCACGCCCCCAUUCUCAUCGACGGGGCUGUAGUAGAACAGGUUGAGACCUUGAAGUUCCUUGGUGUCCACCAACAAACUAUCAUGGUCCAAACACACCAAGACAGUCGUGAAGAGGGCACGACAAAGCCUAUUCCCCCUCAGGAGACUGAAAAGAUUUGGCAUGGGUCCUCAGAUCCUCAAAAAGUUAUACAGCUGCACCAUUGAGAGCAUCCUGACUGGUUGCAUCACCGCCUGGUAUGGCAACUGCUCAGCCUCCGACCGCAAGGCACUACAGAGGGUAGUGCGUACGGCCCAGUACAUCACUGGGGCCAAGCUUCCUGCCAUCCAGGACCUCUAUACCAAAAAUGGUCAAAGACUCCAGCCACCCUAGUCAUAGACUGUUCUCUCUGCUACCGCACGGCAAGUCUAGGUCCAAAAGGCUUCUUAACAGCUUCUACCCCCAAGCCAUAAGACUCCUGAACAGCUAAUCAUGGCUACCCGGACUAUUUGCAUUGCCCCUCCCACCCCACCCCACCCCAACCCCCUCUUUUACGCUGCUGCUACUCUGUUUAUUAUUUAUGCAAGGUCACUGUAACUCUACCUACAUGUACAUGUUACCUCAAUUACCUCGACUAACCGGUGCCCCCGCACAUUGACUCUGUACUGGUACCCCCUGUAUAUAGCUUCCAUACUGUUAUUUGAUUUUACUGCUGCUCUUUAAUUAAUCUAUUUUUUACUUCACACUUUUUUUUAAAGUUUUUUUUUUUUAACUGCAUUGUUGGUUAAGGGCUUGUAAGUAAGCAUUUCACUGUAAGGUAUUGUAUUCGGCACCUGUUGUAUUCGGCGCUUGUGGCAAAUAAAAUGUGAUUUGAUUUGAUAGUAUCCUACCUCUCUCUGUAUGGCUGUGGUGAGUUUCUCUCCUCCCCAACCCCUGCAUGCUGCAGCAGCUCUGCUCAUUACCAUUCAACACAGGUUGCUAAAUUACUGUUAGGGGACAGCAAGGCUUUUUCCUGGAAAAUACUGACAUCACAGCAAGUGAAGCAAACACAAUCCCUUAAUACUCACACCGCUGUCAGCCUGACACACGCACAAUUAAAAUGAGUUACCCAGGAUUCUGGGGUGUUAAUUACAUUUCAUUUCCACUGCUAUUUUUUGCAAAGGAUUAUUAUUUUGUCUGAUAAGAAGUUGAAAUUAAAUUUGAACGGUUUAAAAGUCCUCCGUGAGUGUAUAUGUCGUUGACGUGUGAAAGCAAUGUGUGAAUGCACGUCAGUGCGAUAGGACACGCACACACACACACACACACACACACACACACACACACACACACACAGUACUACACAAUGCAGCAGUUUAUUAUAUUAAUUAUGUGAUGAUAGUGGCUUUGCUAAUGCCCUUCAUCAGCCUAUGAUCCAAAACCAGUAGCUAUGAAAACAAAAUGGUUUUUGGAUUUGGGUACUAACUAUUACACUCCAUUAAGAAUGCCACUAAACAGGGAGUGAUUUAGAGGAUGGAGCAGCAGAUAUCCAUUGCACUUAUUAUGCUCUGAGGGUCUCUCUGGGUAAUGCCUCUCUCAGCAGUUAGUCCAGGAGCCUGCUGUUCUCAGUGAAAGAGGAAUAUUGACCUUUAUGGAUAAUUGUAUGUUGCCCGGCCCCACGGCCCGCCUCAGAGUCCAUUGACAACAAUACAAGUAUGGAGACAGUUGAUGAGGUUUCUCCUGUAUUCACUGUAGACAGUGUUGGGCUACCUCAACAUGUUAGUGUUGCAGUGUUGGGCUACCUGGUUCAGGCCAGGCUGAAGAAUGCCUGCUGUGGAGGCCUUUCAUUAAUGACUGAAGGGGCUGAAUAGUAUUCUCUUUGUCUUACCAUUUGUCUUCCUGUGACACCUCAGGACUGCUCCAGUAUUGCCUGUCUGUGGCUCCUAUUGUAGCUAUUGAAGUUUGAGCCUCACCUCUAGGCCCAGUAGUUUUGGCUGACCUUGAGGCCCAGAGUUUUUCCUGGUAAGUUCACAUUGUCAGUAAAACUCCUGGCCCUACUAAUUUCCCUUUUAAUUUUACAUGUUAAUUUUGACUAAUUAUGAACUCAAAAGAUACUUUAUAUUUUAAUUGUUUUAGACCCUGGCUUGUGCCAUACGAAUUAUCUCUGCCAUUGCUCCAAAAAUGGUCCAGAUUUGGCUGUAGUGUGGGGCUCCAUGCUUGAGUGGCAGUGCUAAUCUGAGUGGCACCUGACAUAAAAGCUCUCAUAAUAUCAUGGCUCACUGCUUGUUUGGACUGAAUUGGAUUGGAUUUGAGGCGUGUGUGUGAGCAAGGUUGGAUUUCUGUUCCCAUUUGAAGCAAUUUCCUCUCCCUCGGGGUCGCGGUGGGUGUAAAUUUGACGGCAGAGGUUCUUGUAGCUAAUUGUGUUAAAGUGAGAACAGCCUUUGGUUUGUGUCACCUCCCUCUCAUGGCUGACAGGGUGGUUCUCUAUCCACUUUCUCACCAAUAAAGAAUACAUCACCGUCACCAAGCCUGUCUCUAGGCCCAUUCAGCUGAAACGCUCCACCACAAGAGGGGGCUGACAUUGAUGGUCAUUUUAAUUAAUGAUAAUUUACACCCACCAAAAGGUGCCUUGGGGUCCCAAGCUGUAGGUUGUAGACUAAGAUGAAUUAAUGUUAUUUGUAUCGGAUUUCACGCAGCGAUACAAGGGACUAGCCAUACUCGUUUAAGGGAUGUGUUAAUGAUGAUGAUAAGGACUGGAAAGGCAUUUGGCAAAAUAAAGCAUCACUGCAUAGCAGGAUAAGUUAAUGAGUCAAUCAGGCAUGGUACACAUAGCGUUUGAUAGAGGAGCAGAGGAGCACUCCCCCUCAUUGGAGAGAGGCACACUUUCUCUAAAGGCUGCCUUCCCAUUAGGAAUGGGGGGGACAAGAUCUACGAAAGCCAAACCAAUCAACCCCAGCUAUUUGAGGCAGGUUUUAAAAUAACUCUGUUUUUUUCUCUUCAAAUUAUGAUUAGCCUGUUGAGUAGCAGUCAUAAUGAACCAAAAUGAACAUGCGUGACGCAUUCGUUAGUUCCUGAUGUGAAAUAAGGCAAUUAGUCAUUCAGAUUGCGAUUGCGUAUCAGAUGAACGCUUGUUGCUCACAUCUCAAUGUCGGAGAGAAAUCCCAUUCCAUUGAUUAGUUGCUGUUUGAGACACUGCUUCGUUGUUUGUUGAGCUGUUCCCAUAAGACUUAUACUAUAUACAGUAGAUCUGUGUGGUACUUUCACUCAUAGUUAAAGUCCUUGUUGCCUUUAAGGGUACAGUCAUUAUUAACUGUAAUAUCCCUUUCAUACAUUUUAGUCACUUACAGGAACUAGGGUUAAGUGCCUUGAUCAAGGGCACAGGAACAGAUUUUUCACCUAGUCGGGUCAGGGAUUCGAACCAGCGACCUUUCAGUUACUUAAACACUAGGCUAUCGGCCUCCACAGCAGGCAUUCUUCAGCCUGGCCUGAACCAGGUAGCCCAACACUGUCUACAGUGAAUACACAGACCAAAAUCCCACUUUUUUAAAGCAGCGUUUUGGUACAUCUGAAAGGGGUAGGGGGUAAAAAACAAAGUCAAUUAAAACCCACCUAAAGACCUAGUCAUGAUUCCUGCAUUUUCACAGACCCUGUAACCAAAAUACAGGUAUCGUGUUUGUGUGAAUGGUUCUCAGUUUUUUUGCAGGUAAAUUCAUUAACACUUCCAUUUAUUGUUUAACGCCUCCCUAAUUUGAACUUCAAACAGCCCCCUCAAAAAAAAAGAAAGAAAGUGGUAAAUAAGGGGCUGUUUGAAAGGGGCUCAUAUAAACAUUGGCUUAUAUAUUUUUUGGCCAUGUACCUGCUAUUUAUUUCUAUCUCCUACUGUAUGUUCAUGGUGCGGAUGAUGAUGAUAAUAGCUUUUAAUCAUUAGACACUGAUGAUUAUAAUGGAUUUAUAAUGUGGCUUAAACCCAUUUGUAGGUCCCUCUGACUUCCUGAUUUCCUUACUGUCUCUUGACCCCUGUCUUCCGGGAUGAGGCUAAACUGCACUGCUCAUUAUCUUGAGUCCCACUGACAGUAAACAUUAAGACAAUGUGGUUAUUCUCUAUUGGGCUUUGCUGUUAGUUCUGGUUGUCUGGGCUGCUGUAGGCCAUAUAUCUGCUGACCUUCCUGUUAUAGAGCAGACACAUUUCCCAGAAGUUAUAAUGCCUAGUGUGUUCCUAUUGCCCUCAUCUGUUCACUCUCAAGGUUUAAUGCACUCUCUAUCUCCCUCUCUCUCUCUCUCUUUCUCCCUCUCUCUCUCUCUCUCUCCCUCUCUCUCUCUCUCUCUCGCUCUCUCUCUCCCCCUCUUCCUUUUUCUCUUCCUCCCUCUCUCUCUGGAGUUCAUUCUCCGGCUUUAUAACACACUCUCUUUCUCCUAGCUGCAGCAUUCUCCCUCUCCUUUGUACUCUUACAUAUGACUUUUCCCUCUCUCUCUCUCUCCGUUUUGGUAGAACUCAGCACAAUGACUUUGUCUCGGCAAAAGCAUCUUUGUUUAACCACUGAAAGAAUACAUUAGGUUCCAUUCACAGCCAGCAUGAAAGGCAGGAAGAGAAAGGGAGGCAGAGAUUCACAUCGUAUCAUAGUUUCAUAUUUGCCACCAAUGGGAAGUGCAUUAGCAACGGGUAGAGACAUUAACGCCAAAUGUGCUGGGGUAAAAAAUGAUAAAGGGUUGCCUUUUUGUGAAGGAGCUUGUCUAAGCUCUAUCGACUAUACUAGACAUCUCUACGCUGUGGGGAUGGGUGAAGUAAUGCACAGUAUCUCCGUCAGUCAAUGUGCUGCGCUUUCAUCUGAUGUUGUCAGCUAAAAGCUGGAGCUGCUUUCAGUGUUCAUGGAUGGAACUUUUAGUUGUAUUUUACUCCUCAGUUACGCACAACUAAUCUGCCGUUGGAAAAUGACUUUUUAUUCAUGAUGAGAGCCUCUGUAUUUUCAUUUACAUUGUUGUACACUUCAUGGGUAAAUGAGCCGUAACCUAUAGGCCUACUUAUAAUUGCUGAUGAUCUUCUUAAGUGCACCUUAGACUCAUUUUGUUUUAUAAUUGUACAACUGUGUGCUAAAAGUAAUCACAAUCGGAUAAUACCCCCAUGAUGUCUAGUCUGUCUGUCUGUCUGUCUGUGUAUUAUACAGACAGACACCGGGCAAUAACAUGAGGUACUGUCUGCCAUUAAGCACCAUUUCAUGACCAUUAAUUCCAUUAGUUGCAGUUGCGGCGGUCAGCUUGUCCAUAAACAUGUACUUGUAUCACCCUAAUGUUUGCGGCACUUUGGUGAACAUCACAGGCAAACAUUUGAUGUCCCCACAAACAUACAAAAUCAAUCAGAAUCCUUUGAUGUUGCAUCGUGAUCUCAGUCCCACCCGCAUCCAUUGACUGCCAACAGCAGUGGACUUAGUAACACUGCUUCUUCUCUCUCCCCACAGCUCUUACCGGGUGGAUAAAAUGAACAGUGACGUGCGCAACUACAUCACCAAUUUUGCUGCAGACUUAAGGUGAGUACAAGCACCGUGUUCUCCCUCUCUCUCUCUACUCUCUGGUGCUGCCAUGUUGCAGUGGUCAGGCUGAAAAGCCAGCUGGCACUGAGCCCUGCUGACCGACUCAAUAUGGACACCUCAUACAGCAAACACUCAUUGCUAGUCAAUGGCAAGUCAGCCAGGCCAAACUCCUAUUUCUCUUGCCAUGCCGCCUAGCCAUACAGCACCCUUGAACACAAUAAAGGCUCUGUCUAACCUACAUGGGCUCUUAGCUAUAUUGAUAGCACUGAGUUGGUUCCGUCUUUAACUGAUAUUGAAUGUAUCACAGUGGUAGCUGGUCUUGACCGGUGACUAAUCUUUGUUUUUAAUAGUAUAUUAGUUACUUUAACUGAGCCUCUGCACCUCAAUGCCCUUUUUUCCUAGGCUCAUCUCUGGAUGUUAUCUCUCCCAGGGAUAACUUGCUAUACAGUGUAUGAAUGAUUGAUAUAGUCGAUGAAUGCUGUAUAAAUACAAAAGGUCCAUAUCUGACCGUUUUUGAUGGAGUGGCAGGGUUAUAAUCACACCAAUUUUUGUUCCUACACAAAUGCUAGAAAACUGCUUACUCAUCCCUAUCUGACAUAGCAUUAGGUUAUACUUAUUUUGUAUUCCUAUGCUUUCUCCACCUACCUGUUCUCUUUCCAUCUCUUCCUCCCUCUAUCUCUUUGCACUUUACAUGUCAGUUUUGGUUGAAAAUGCUAGCAGUUCUAGUCCAACCUCUCUGUGACUCCAUGAGUAAAGGCUGUGUUGCCCUUCUGGGGAAGCACAUUUAAUUGACCUGGCUGACUCUCCUGCUCUCUCAGAAAUGCUUGCUCUGCUCGCUAACUAGCUCCUAAUUAGCAUUUCCCUCAUCGUCAAGCAUUGAUUGAAUGUUUCAGCACAAUAGCAAAUCGAAUUGCCAUUUCGAGGACACUGUUGAACACAGCAAUGAUUUAGUGGGGUGAGGAAGAGCCACCUCCCCUGUGGAAUGCAAUGUCAUAAUCAGUCUCAGUCUGAAGUUCAGCUCGCCCAGAGGAUGCCUGCCGUGAAGUUAAUAAGACUUCACAGUUUUUUCCCCCUUUGUAACAACUGUGGCAAUGUGUCAAAUUACUUGUUUAUUAGUCAAAGUACCUUUAAUUAAAAUGAUUAAGUUCAUUUCUACGGCACCUUGACGACUAUUGUCUCUAUUUCUCUCUGUGUAUGUCUCCUGUGUGUGUCUCUAUCUCUCUCUCUGUCGUCUCUCUCUCUCUGUCAUCUUUCUCUCUCUGUCGUCUCUCUCUGUCAUCUCUCUCUCUCUGUCAUCUCUCUCUCUGUCAUCUUUCUCACUCUGUCAUCUCUCUCUCUGUCAUCUUUCUCUCUCUGUUGUCUCUCUCUCUGUCGUCUCUCUCUCUGUCAUCUUUCUCUCUCUGUCGUCUCUCUCUGUCAUCUUUCUCUCUCUGUCGUCGCUCUCUCUCUAUGUCGUCUCUCUCUCUCUGUCGUCUCUCUCUCUCUCUGUCAUCUCUCUCUCUGUCGUCGCUCUCUCUCUCUGUCAUCUCUCUCUCUGUCAUCUUUCUCUCUCUGUCGUCUCUCUCUCGCUCUCUCUCUCUCUCCGUUCAGUCAGAACUACCACUUGCAGGCCUCCAGAGACAUGCACCCCCACCACCCCAGCAUGGCACUGGAGCCCUCCACCAACUACAACUCCCAGCAGCCACCUCUCCCAGCAGCACAGUUCCGCUCCAGGAACCAGAGCUACAUGCGGGCAGUCAGCACUCUCAGCCAGGCCAGCUGUGUUAGCCAGGUCAGCCAGGUGAGUCCCUGGCCUAUAACAAUGAUAUGUCCAGGAUAUUAUCAUUGUCUUACGUCAGAUGUCACGACGGCCGUCUGCCCUGACUCUGGCUCCUGUCAGUGGAUUUCGCGUUCUUUCUCUCUUCUUUUAUUCAAUGCUGUCUUUAACCUCCCUUAGAUUCAGGUACUUUUAUCUUAUACCACAGCAUUGUUGAAUACUCGUUUCUGAUUGGCUAGAAGGGCAUUCUAGAAUGGACAUUAAAACCAUUUUAAUGUGUAAAAGCCAAAUGGAGUAUGUUAUGUCUCUGGUUUAUAUUCAUUUAAGAUCUAAAUCUCUCUCUUAAAGUCGGGGUGUAUUGAUUUGUCCCAAGUCUUAAAAGCUCAACCGCUCCCCCCCUAAUUCCCUGUGUCUAUCUCUGCCUCCACGGUACCUUGCUGAGGUUAUUACAAGAUAAUAUCUUUCAAUAGAACAGGAUCCUUAUCUCCGAUUUUAAAGAUUGCCAAAUAGCAAUGGCGAGAUAGAUACCAUUUCAUUUUCCCUAAAUGGAUAUCUUUAAAUCACAAGAUGCAUAUCUGUCUGAGGAUAUUAAGAUUGCCAAAUAAUGGUUCUGUCGAGGUCAGGACUCACAUUCUCUCAGGGGAUUCAGAGGGAACUAACACUCAUACAGUAUGCUAUGCCACUACAGGAUAUGACCUUGAAUUCCUCCAAUCCUUUAAAAAUGUCAUCAUAGAUCUAGCUUUCAGAAUGCAUAAUGUGAGCUACUGCGGCAAACUGAAGAAACUGAAGAAACUGAAGAAACUGAAGAAACUGAGAAAAACAAAAACAAAAACAACAACCAAAAAACAUUGUCCUGGUGAGCAACUCAUAGGCUUGACAUUCACAAAGUAAUUGCGUUUCAAGAAAAUGCUCAAAUUAAACCAGAAUUUGAACAAUACAAUUUUGUUUACCUCUCUCUGCAAACUCUAUCCUUUUCAAACAUUUGCUCUCCUGGCAAUUAGCUGGUACCCAUUUCAAGCAAACUUUGUUAACAACCAAUUCAUUUCUUCCCACAAAGGCAAAAACUAAAAGAAAAGUGAAAAAUGUUGUUCUCUCCUGCAGGUGAGUGAGACAGAGAUAAACGGUCAGUUUGAGUCAGUGUGUGAGUCGGUGUUCAGUGAGGUGGAAUCCCAGGCUGUGGAGGCUCUGGACCUGCCCGGCUGUUUCCGGACACGGAGCCACAGCUACCUGAGGGCCAUCCAGGCUGGCUACUCCCAGGAUGAUGACUACAUCCCCUCCAUGACCUCCUCCACCGUCACCUCCACCAUCAGGUCCACCACAGGUAAGACCAACAGGGAAGGAGGGGACUGCAGUACAUAAACAGACACAGUAGUGUAUGAACAAUUGAUUAAGAGGACAGCUGAUCUAGUAUCCAAAGUCGAUGAUAUGUUGAAAUAACCAUGCAAGUAAUCUUUAUACAUCAGUUAAGACAGUUACCAUUUGUAAAUAGCAAAAUGUUAUAUCAAGUGAGAUUGAUGAAGUUAACAGCAUGCACAUGAUAUUUCUUGUGUUGCUCUGCUCUUGAAAUGCUUUAUGAAAUGGCUUCAUACGUUUGCAUGAAUCACUUUUACAUAUUUCUUGAUUGUUGAUAUAAAAAUAGUAUUCAAGUACAGUUUAUGAGUUGCUUUGAGCCAAUCCAUCUUAUUGCAUUUUCAAUACAGUAAUUAAUAUCCUCAUUCAUCAUUCAUAUCAGAGAGAAAAGUUAUGAACCCUAUUGAAAUCAUUCUGCAGGCACAUGAAGUGAACGUUAUAUCAUGAGACCUUUUCAGAUUAAGGGAAUUAUGGAUUUUAUUCUCCCUCGUUGCUGUUUCUGUACCAUAGGUUUUUAUUUUACGUGAUGGAUUUGCUCGCCUUGAGCACAAUCUGGGUCUAAACCUAAUUUCAUGAUAAGCCACAGGUGCUUUGGGUGUGUUCUCAGCUUGACUGACACUCUGGGCAGGGGAAAAAGGGCUGAGAUGAACAGUCCUUCAACUCCAGAGUCUUCAUGACUGAAUGGGUUUACUACAGCUUUAUCUACGUGUACUUACAAACCACACAGUGAUGCACACACACCUUGUGCUUUGAGUUUUCUAUCCCACAGAUUCUCCAGUUCAGUUCCUACAGAUGUGGUGGGUAAUAACUGCAUUGGUCAACAAAAUUGAGGUCACAAAAAUGUUGUUUUUCUUUCAUGUGAAAUAAAAUAAACUGCAAGUGUGACACUGAGUGACUAAAAGCACUUCAGCAAACGGUCCUGUAAGGUCGCCUGCUUCGCCAGGGGAAAAAUAGUAGCCAUGACAUUGUUUUCCAUUCCUGGAUCUGCACAAAAACAACAACAACCUUGCCCUUGUAAAGAAGUGAAGUCUUAAAAAAAGAAGAUCAACAUCUUUCCAGUGGUACCCAUUCUUUCUGCCGUGGAGUUAUACCAAUGAUAUAUGGGAAGGGUCAGAGAAGGUGUGGCCAUCUGGAGAAUUGUGCUUUUGACAGAUUUUUUCCAGUUAUUUACACUGCUUUCUCAACAAACUAAACAUCUUAAAAUGUGUAAUUGCAGUUUCAUGUAAUCUAUGGUGUGGAGGGUGGGUUGUGUCUGAUGUCAGGAGUCUUUGGGCGAUUGGUUCCACCCUCUGACUUCAGGUAGAUAGGUUAUACUGGACCUCAUGAUGUUCAAUAGGGUUCAUACUAUACUUCCUGAUAGAGGUGGGGAUGCGUUGUUCAUCUUUGCUUCUUUCCAGUGUACCAAGUUACACCUGUAUCAUAUGUGGUCAAUCUUCCAGAGGUUUUGAAUACCAUGCAUACAGUAGGUUUUUACAGUUUCUUAUUCUUUCUCAUGUGUUUUUGGGGCUGUCUUUAUGCAGUGAAAAGAUGAGACGCAUGCAUGAUACAGGUUCAUUUGAGAUUGAGAAGGCAGUGUAAACCAUAAUCAUAAAUAUGAGUCAAAAUGGGACUAUGAACAUUUAGUUUAUUUAUGUUCCUAAAGGUUUCCUUAUGUAGCAUCAUAGAUUCAAGCACAUACUGUAAUAAUUAUUUUUAGAUACUAACAAUUUCAAGUCUUAUUUUGACUCAUACAUUUCUUAACCUAAAAACUGCAUGACUUGAUUUCUGUGCUUUGUGGCUCCGAUAGCACAUUCUCUCCAGCUGCUCACACCUGUGGUCUGAUGACAUACUAUACAUAUUUACGUUUGUCUUCCAGAGGGAAAAUAUACACAGGAAGCCACUAGCUUACCUGAGUACCAGGCCAGUGUACAUCGAGACGUGGCAGACACAGGCCCAUUGGCCCAUGAUGAUCUAGGCUGCCCUAUCAGAAGAGACAUACUGUACCGCCAAGACAGUAUCAGUGCUACAGCCAAACCCCAGUCUGGGCCCCCUGUUUCACCCAGCCUGUUCAGGCCCCCUAAAGCUAGCAUCCAGGCCCCAGAGAGGCCCUCACCCAAAGCAAUCCAGGCCAGUAUCAAGGAGUCGGCCCAAUUGGCUGCAACCAUCAGCAUGCAGUGGAAGGAGGAAGUGUCGGCCAUGCGUCGUGAGCUGUCUGAUCUCAGGAGGGACCUGUGCACUGAGCUCAGGGCCUUCAAUAGUAACUUCAACAGCUUCACGCAGCACUACAGCACGUGGUCUCCACAGCCUGGGGCGUCUGGGGGAACAGGGGCGGCUGGGAAACGGCCUAAAGUGGCUCAAUUGUCAGUAGGGACGCAGGCCAGGAGCAAGGUGCUGGUGAGACAGAGCACGGCGGAUGCAGCCGUCAACUGUCCUGAGGAGGGAGAGGUGCAGGAGAAGCAGGCCGUCGUGAUGCGCCAUCUUCCUAAACAGAUCUCAAUGGACCCAGCCAUUCUAAGGCGUCCAGCAUCGCUGUUCGUGGAGGGUUCUAUCCCGAUCACUCUAGAUCCAGUACUUGUGGAUCCAGUUACCAUGAUCCAAACAGAACCAGUGCCAGUAGACUCAUCAAACACUGUGGUUCGCCCAGAACCACUGGACCAGAACACUAAGAGGCUAUCAGAACUGGUAUCUCCUGACCCAGUCAGCAUGAGCUCCUCAGAAGCACAGUCAGUGGAUCCAGCCAUUGAGGACCCCCUAGAUUCAGAGCAGCUGAACCCAAAGACUUUGUGCUCUCCAGAUCCAGUGCCCGCAGACGUAGCUAAUGUGUACCUUGAAGAAACAAACAAGCUGGACCCAGUUAAUCUGAACCCUUCAGAUACAGAAUCAAUUGACUCAGUUAAUGUGAAACCCCUAGUCCCAGAACCAAUAAUUAUGCACCUACCAUAUCCAGUACCUGUGGUUACUGUGUCCCCACCACAAGAGUCAGACUCUGACUUGUCCGCAUCAGAUUCAGAAUCUGUGGAAGACGAUACUGUGUGCCAGCAAAAUCCAGUGUCUCAAGACCCAGUUCCUGUGUGUCUUUCAGAUCCUGAACCAUUAGACCCAGGCCCUAUAGUCUCAACAGAGCCAGAGAUAGAACCACUGUCCCCUACUAAUGUGUGCUCAUCAGAUAAACUUGAUCAAUACUCAGUUACCAUUUUCCCAACUGUCAUAGUUACACCAAAGAGCCCAACUGAUUUAGAACCACUGGAUGUGUGUCUGAUCCCACCUGAUUCAGAAUCACAGGACCUAGCCAACGUCUGCUUUCCAGACCUCCCAGAUCCAAUCCCCUUAGAUUUAGACAUAUUCUCAUCGGAAAUAGUAGUGCAUGCAUAUCCAGUCACCAUCGACUCCUUUGAUGAGUUUGAUGAGUCUCUGGAGCCAGAAUGGCCACCUUGUCCAGAACCAGUGGACCAGGCCACUGAUUGUCCAUCUGAUCCAUUUGUGGUCCAUUUGGACUUAACCACCUUCAAUUCCUCAGAUGAAUCAGAUCUGAACUCAGUCUUCUUGGAUCCGCCGGAACCUCUGGAGACCAUUAGUGUGAGUUCAUCUGAUCUCAGCCCAAUCGCCAUGUACACACCACCAGACCCAGUUUCUCUGAGCCCCCCCAGUCUGGACCAACCCUCUAUAUACCGAAUGGAAUCAGUGUGUGUGGACCCAGCUAUGGAGUACCGAUUAGAUCAAAUGCAUGAAUACCUACCUACUGAGUUCCCCGAAGAUCCAGAACCACAGGACCAAGUUACAGUUCAUUCACCUGGUCCGGUCUCCUUCGGACUGGGCAGUCCAUUCACCCCAGACUCAGUAGACCUGGACUAUAUAUGCCACCCAGAACCAGUCAUCCUAGACCUAGAUCCACUACUAUUAUUACUAGACCCAGCUAGCAUUAGCUUGUCCCCAUUUGAGAUGGCACCCAUGGAGCCAGAGGAUGCCACAGGGGAAGCCACAGAUCCCUCUGGCAUGGAUGUCUGUGAGGACCCUGGAGAUAAAGAGGGGGACACAGCCCCUGACAACCCAGGGAAGUCUCACUGUGACCAGGACAGGUGGCAGCAGAAGGCUCCCCAGUGGGAACCACGCUCCAUGAAGAGGAGCUCUAGUGUAGAGCUAUGGAGUGGGAGAUAUGAGUACAACAGUGCGGAGAUAACAUACAUGUCUCUGACACUC